Molecule: messenger RNA, 561 nt
Organism: Mustela lutreola (European mink)
Lineage: Eukaryota; Metazoa; Chordata; Mammalia; Carnivora; Mustelidae
Gene: IFNB1
Product: interferon beta 1
Exons: 1
Coding region: 1-561 (186 amino acids)
Biological process (GO): humoral immune response; T cell activation involved in immune response; B cell differentiation
Cellular component (GO): extracellular region
Molecular function (GO): type I interferon receptor binding; cytokine activity
Source: RefSeq, a predicted model, not a curated record
AUGACCAGCAGGUGUAUCCUCCAAACUGCUCUCCUGGUAUAUUUCUCCACCACGGUUCUUGCCAUGAACUAUAACUUACUUCGAUUCCAACUAAGCAGCAGCAGUGUGGAGUGCCAGGAGCUCCUUCUACAGUUGAAUGGAACGUCUAAAGAUUGCCUCAAGGACAGGAUGAACUUCAAGAUCCCUGAGGAGAUCCAGAAAUCCCAGAAGUUCCAGAAGGAGGACAUCGUAUUGGUCACCCUUGAGAUGUUCCAAAAGACUUCUGAUAUUUUCAGGAGAAAUCUCUCAAGCACGGGAUGGAAUGAGAGCAUUGUCGAGAACCUCCUUGCCACACUCCACUGGCAGAAGGAACAUCUGGAGGAAAUCCUGGAGGACAUCAUGCAGGAGGAAAACGUCACUUGGGACCACAGGACCCUUCUGCACCUGAAGAGAUAUUAUCUAAGGAUUGUGCGGUACCUGAAAGCGAAGGAGUUCAGCGUCUGUGCCUGGACAAUAGUGCAAGCAGAAAUCCUCAGGAGCUUUUUCUUCCUUGAUAAACUUACAGAUUCUCUCCCUAACUGA